AUGCCAGGUCACGUUGGCAACUCCGACCCUGCCGAGAGCAACAGGCAAACCCAUCACCUCCCGUCUGCCUCGUUUCUCAAUACUCUCCCUCGCAAGUCUUCUCAGAGGGCUCUUGUCGCGGGGGAGAAUAUCUCCUUCCAGCAUCGCAAUACCGUCCCGCCCAUCUCCCCCAGCGCUGCCACGACGUCGAACAGCGACGACACCGGUGGCUUCAAUACUCGAAAAACUCGCAGCACUGACGUUCACGGUCGGCAAUCGGCCUCUCCCGACGUCUCUGUUCAAAAUGAAGCUCCAACUCGAGGCAAUUGGACGAGUUCGGCCAGGACGCCUUGGACUCCUGGCUUUGAACGAGCGAUGAACCAAUUCGAGCCGAACGGAUCACCUUCUAUUCGUCUUCCUCAUCGAAUUGAACAUGGUCGUCCUGGAAGUUGCAUAUCCAAGACACUUAUUCGACCUGGCCCUGUGCCUCCUCGGAGUGCGGCGGCAAGAUCUAUCGCCGCAGCCGCUGCAAGCAACAGCGAUUCGAGCGCCGGUCCCAAGGUCAAUGGCGUUGGUGUUGACCUCUCCAGUAUCCGGGAGUCUAUUGAAAGCACCGUUGAGCGCCAGGUUGCCGAUGCCCUCGCCCCCCUUCGCUUCAUUGUCACCAGCAUGCACGGGACCGUCACAGCGACAGCGCAGGAGAAUGCAGACUUCCAUGAGCAGAACAAUACCCUCAGCCGCCAGCUCGAUUUGCAGUAUCAUCAGAUUCGGCAACAUUCUGAAAAUACCAGCUCGCAAAUCAGCGCUCUGCUCCAUCUCAUCGAGACCCAGAGCACGGUUGGCCAAGGUGUCACCAACAGCUUGAACAUUCUCAACAAUGUUGCCAGCCAACUUACUCAUGCCGUCACCAACGUCCCCCAUUUUGUUGGAAACCUGGUUCAGUCCUCUGUGGCCCCUACCGUGCAGAAAAUUGUAUCGAGAGGGACGCAAACCACACUUGAUCUUGCUAUUUCUGCCGAGCGACAGAUUGAUAGCAUCUCUAACAACCACAGUGAGCAAAGCGCGCAGCUCGAGAGGCAGUGGGACGAAAUCAGCAAUCAACUCGCUGUCAUACUUCAAGAGAUCAGGCACCAACCGCAACGUCUGCACAGUGUUGAAAUGGAGUCAUUGAGACAGGACGAUGUGGCCGAGGAUGAAGUGAAGCAAAAUAAGAGAGGGGUUCUCCAGGAGGUGGAACUAAGCCGCAAGUGCGGUAGCCGAGACGUCAAGUUUUUCUUCAAGAAGCUCCUGAAGAUUGUUGACCGAAAGAUGGAGAGGAUGGCUUCCAGUAGCUAG
Messenger RNA from Drechmeria coniospora, 1314 nucleotides. RefSeq lists its product as uncharacterized. The record is from RefSeq and is a predicted model, not a curated record. The transcript has a single exon. Lineage: Eukaryota; Fungi; Ascomycota; Sordariomycetes; Hypocreales; Ophiocordycipitaceae. The coding region runs from base 1 to 1314 and encodes 437 amino acids.